GAGUCAGCCAUGCUUAUUGGUCUGACUAUCAUGACAGAACUCUCCAACAAUCCCAAUCAGAAGUCCAAAGUCUGCGCAAUCAACUUGCCCGUCUAGAAUUUAGUAGACGAGACAAAGGGAAAGGCAAAGCAAGGGUCACGGAUUACACUUCAGAGAACGAUUCUCUACGUCACAAUCCGCUGCCAGCCCCCCCUAUGGCUAUUACUAUGGAAAGAUACGCCACAGUCGCAGGGGAUAUACGUAGUUCGUCUGUCGAAGCUGAACAGGUCGCUGCAGCAAUAGAGGCAUCUAUACAUGAUCGUCGAGGCUGGGAUGGGUCCUCAUCCGACCUUGCAACUUCAUCAGCUGGCGCAGGCUCUUCCCGUCCACGAGACACCAACGGUCUUGUCGCCCCCGGCCUUGCCAGUGCUAUGCCACACACUCCCGAAGUCGUUGUGUCUUCUCAACAUUACAUGGAGCCUCCUGCUAACUACGUACCCAUUCCAAAUUACCCUCUACCCAUCCCUCCACUAACAUCUCGUCCGCGUCGAUCUUCUCGACUAGAAGCACUUCCCGUCGUACUUGACGCUGCCGUUUCUCAGGCGCAACAAUAUGCAUCGCGCUCUUCGCCGUCUAGAAGACACAGAAUCGUUCCAGGCGCUGCCGAAAAUGACAGAAUCUAUGUUCCGCCCGGUGCCAGCCAACACUGGUCUCAAGCCGGCUCACAGACGACAUACGUCAAUGGGUAUGCCUCAUCUUCCAUUCCUCCACCAGCCAGUGCCCCAGUAGAGGACUUAUCCCGCAAACACCGUCGUCGACACAAGUCAAAAUCGAGAACGCGUCGUAGAGAAGAGCAUCUGAGUGGUGGAAGAGAAGAUAUAGCUGGUGUCACUGGUUUAGGGUUGAUAGAUGAGUCCUUCGAGGAGAGGCGUGCAGUUGAUCCCCAAGCGGCUUUUGCCAGCGGGUACACGGAGGGAUUGAACAGUGGAUUCAGCGCGAGAGCAAGAACAACUCCUGGCCCCCCAGUCUCUGCUCCACUUCCUCGGUCAGUGAGAUUCAAUGGCGCGACUGAAUCCGCAAUACCUCCUGCUACCGCCUCUGCAAGCACUUCCAAUGGAGACCAGCAGGCAUUGAGACGAGGCACGACGACAACACAGCCCACAACACAAAGCAUCACCCCAGAAAGCCUCGCCAAUCGGCUCCGCGACUUGAUGGAAGACCCCCUUCGUUCAUCAUCCCAAGCCCAAGCCCAACAUUUUGCUAACAACCGAGCUUCCGCUGUCCCUAGCGAGACGCCCACUUGGGGUACAGUAACGACCGCUAAUUCAUCCCGAAGACAAUCCAAUGCAAGUGACGUGAUGGCUAAUCUGCGCGGGUUUCCUGAGCAUGCGCAUCAUUCGAGUCGCGCGAGUCUUGCAUCCUCUCAGGAGAUACCGGUGGGUGAUCCCAGAGCAUUCCUGCCUGUUAUUCCUGUAAAUGCAAACAACCCGAAUCGACCAUCUGCAGUUGGGACAAAUGAAGUGGCGGGUUUCUCAGCCCCUGUCGUUAGUUCUUCUGCUAGAUCCGACGUACAAACGAACAACCACGCAAUCACGCAUCAUGACUCCGAAACACCGACUGCCUCCCGCGCUGCUCCUCGUGGUAAUGUCAGUCAAGUCAGUCAAUCUGCUGGGACGGGGAAUACUAGACCAGUAAAUCAGCGAUACACCUCCCUUCCUGUCAACACUGUCAACACGACGCCUCGCGACAACACCCGCAACUAUGAUCAUGCUCGUGGUCAUCGUCCUCAGUUUUUGCGCCCUAUCCCAACCUCCAAUCUCAAUUCCAACCCCCUACCUACACUACCUAAUUUCGGUUAUCCUUCUUCCGCACUGGCUAGUGCUCCCCAUCGUCCAGCCUUUCCAGAAUACAACUCGGCACCUGCAAUUCCUAUGGCACCUGUGACACAUGUGGCGCCUAACGGUGGCUCUGUCAGCGGCCCUAGCCGUGCAAGUCGUGACUCUAACUCCCAGACUCCUCAUAGUCCUCCUCCCGGAGAUGUCAACGCCCUAGGCUUAGACUUGAACGAAGUUGGCGACUACGAUGACGGCCGCGGUUAUGAGCCUGAGCCUAUCCCGGCUUUCGCUGCACCCACGCCAAGGGCCUCUCACAAUCUGUUUUUAAGGUCGUUCAGUUUUGAUCAUGACGGGAACGAAGUGGACGGGACUUUGUAUAGAUGAAGAAUUAAUCCAGUUGUAGCUGGUUUCUUUCCUUUAUGCUUUUCUCUCUACUGCCUGAGAGCCUGUCAUCUACGAUUAAUCAUAUUGUGAGUGAGUCAGCUCACGGGGUUGUCGCUACUAGAUGCAGGCAUCUCUAGCUGAGACUGGGCUCCUUCUCCAGCGGUAGAUGAUUCUUUUCUUGCUUUCGAUCUGCUGUGCAUACAAUACAUAUAACUUGGCUUA
Molecule: messenger RNA, 2420 nt
Organism: Lentinula edodes (shiitake mushroom)
Lineage: Eukaryota; Fungi; Basidiomycota; Agaricomycetes; Agaricales; Omphalotaceae
Exons: 1
Coding region: 195-2198 (667 amino acids)
Source: RefSeq, a predicted model, not a curated record